Molecule: messenger RNA, 1041 nt
Organism: Hibiscus syriacus
Lineage: Eukaryota; Viridiplantae; Streptophyta; Magnoliopsida; Malvales; Malvaceae
Product: uridine 5'-monophosphate synthase-like
Exons: 2
Coding region: 127-1026 (299 amino acids)
Biological process (GO): UMP biosynthetic process; 'de novo' pyrimidine nucleobase biosynthetic process
Molecular function (GO): orotidine-5'-phosphate decarboxylase activity; orotate phosphoribosyltransferase activity
Source: RefSeq, a predicted model, not a curated record
AACCUCCAUGAAAUAUUACCUCAACUGCAAACUUUUGGUGGGUUGCGAAGUUUAUCUCAAUCGAAUUCUACUGGAAUUCUCCCUCGUUCCUUCCACUCAAAUCCACUACCAGUUGCCGCCGCAAAAAUGUCAUCAAUGGAGUCUCUCAUUCUCCAGCUCCACGAAAUAUCCGCCGUCAAAUUCGGCAACUUCAAGCUAAAAUCCGGCAUCUUUUCUCCCUGCUACAUAGACCUCCGCCUCAUCGUCUCCUACCCUUCCCUCCUCCGCCAAAUCUCCCACUCCCUCCUCUCAUCUCUCCCUCCCCGAACGCCCUUUAACCACAUAUGCGGCGUCCCUUACACCGCCCUCCCAAUCGCCACCUCCAUCCCCAUGCUCAUGCGCCGCAAAGAAGUGAAAGACUACGGCGCUUCCAAGUCCAUCGAAGGCGUUUACGAGAAGGGUCAAGCCUGUUUGGUGGUUGAAGACCUUGUCACGUCUGGAGCAUCGGUCCUAGAAACCGUAGCGCCGUUACGGGCGUCGGGAAUCAAGGUGACGGAUGCCGUCGUGGUUAUAGAUAGAGAACAAGGCGGGAGGGAGACGUUGCAAGACAAUGGAAUCAAACUUCAUGCUUUGUUUACUUUAAAGGAGAUGGUUAGGGUUUUGAGAGAGAAAGGGAAAUUGGAGAAAGAGAUGGAGAGUUUGGUUAUGAAGUUUUUGGAAGAGAACAAGAAAGUGGCUGUGCCUAAGGAUGAUAAAGUGGGGGUUAAGAGUUUGGGGUUUGAAGAAAGGGCUAAGUUAGCUAAGAAUCCAACUGGGAAAAAGCUGUUUGAGGUUAUGGUUAAGAAAGAAAGUAAUCUCUGUUUGCCUGUUCAUGUUGGGACCGCUGCUGAGUUGCUUGAUAUUGCUGAUAAGGUUGGACCAGAAAUCUGUCUAUUGAAGACUCAUGUUGACAUAUUACCCGAUUUCACCCCAGAUUUUGGUUCUAAACUUCGUGCGGUAAAUAUCAAAUGCUUACUGAAUGUUUUGUGCCUACAUUUCCUGACCUAAUUGCAGCAUUACCUG